Molecule: messenger RNA, 1140 nt
Organism: Psylliodes chrysocephalus
Lineage: Eukaryota; Metazoa; Arthropoda; Insecta; Coleoptera; Chrysomelidae
Source: the annotation of a GenBank genome assembly
AUGGCUGGUGAUUCGGUCAACGAGACUAUCAAGUGUUUGAGUUUACCCGCUGCUCUGAUUGGAACUAUACAAUCGGUAGUAUGGCUCUUACUUGCUCUAACUUCAAUCCUUUAUUACAAUGACAUCAUCGAACUCAGUAAUUCUUUGUCUCCAACGAGCUAUGGAAAUGUCAUCUACAAUUUAUAUUUACAUCCCGGAAUUUAUUUAGAAGACUUAAUAAUAAAUUCAAAAUUAUUUAAUAUCAUCAUGUACUUGUAUAUAGUUUUUAGUUUUCUAUGGUUAGUUAUAUCGCUCUAUAUAAUUUGGGCGAUUUUUCGGAAAAAAUGGUACAAUAUAUCAGAAAUGCUGCUGUGUUGGUCAGUUAUAACCAUAAUGAUAGCUGCCAUCGACGUAUCAUUCAUGAGUGUAUUGGCGGUAGAUCUGAAGACGGCUCACAAUUUGGGAUGGCCUCCAUCUACGCCAGAACCAACCACACCUGAUACAACCACACCUGAUACAGUAUUCUCAGGAAAAGAUUUAUCCACAUCUGUUGGUAUUGUUAUGUCUUUGGCAGCCAGAGGUUACAUUCUGUGGAUUGUAAAUGUGGUUUUUGCAGUGUGUUUAUUGAUUGCUGCCUGCAAGCAUAGAAAAAUUACUCGUCCAUCAUUGAUGCAAAGAGGUAUUAUUAAUGCUUAUGAAACUGAUAACCGGCCGUUCAGCAUGUACGACCAGGUAGAAAUCGACAAAUCAUUUCAAAACGAAGGUUUCGUACUAGACGAACACAACAUCUUCAAUCCUAUUAGAUCGGACGACGCAUAUAACAACAACAACAACAACAAUAACAGUAUAAAUCCAUUGAGCAACAGUACUAGAAGCAGUUUGGUAUACGGACAAACUCCAUCUUACAUAGCAGACAUAAACAAGCCGAUGCAUAUACCACAAGCGCACGCUAAUGGUAAACUGGCUAAAAUAGGAAAAUCAGGAGGCAGAAGAACACCACCACAACAAGUAGCUUCGCCUGUGGUACCCCACUCCCACUACGCAUACCCACAAACAAAUUCCAACAUGCCUUACAUUCCUGAUCCUGAUUAUACUCCACCUGGUAGUCCCAAAAGCUUACCCAAGGGAGUAUUGAGGCCGAGAAGCAAAUAUGAAUAUUAG